UCUUGUUUCCAGCCGUAGCUAGAACAGCAACUCAUCUGAACCGGUAAACACACAUACACACACAACAUUAUUUCCAUAUGUACCUAGCUUAGCUCAGCUAGUAUCAUUGCAAGAAACCACAGAAAACAAACCAGCCAUGGGGGUGGAAAUCCUGAGCUCCAUGGUGGAGGACUCCUCCCAGUACUCUUCCGGCGCGUCCACGGCCACGACGGAGUCAGGCACCACGGGAAGAGCACUGACGGCUCUGAGCCUACCAGUCGCCAUCGCCGACGAGUCCGUGACCUCGGCGCAGUCGGCGCCGUCGCGGUUCAAGGGCGUGGUGCCUCAGCCCAACGGGCGGUGGGGUUCCCAGAUCUACGAGCGCCACGCUCGCGUCUGGCUCGGCACGUUCCCGGACCAGGACUUGGCGGCGCGCGCCUACGACGUAGCCGCGCUCAGGUACCGCGGCCGCGAUGCCGCCACCAACUUCCCGUGCGCGGCCGCGGAGGCGGAGCUCGCCUUCCUGGGGGCGCACUCCAAGGCCGAGAUCGUCGACAUGCUCCGGAAGCACACCUACGCCGACGAGCUCCGCCAGGGUCUGCGACGCGGCCGCGGCAUGGGGGCGCGCGCGCAGCCGACGCCAUCGUGGGCGCGGGAGCCCCUCUUCGAGAAGGCCGUGACCCCAAGCGAUGUCGGCAAGCUCAAUCGCCUCGUGGUGCCGAAGCAACACGCCGAGAAGCACUUCCCUCUGAAGCGCACCCCGGAGAGGACGACCACCACCGGCAACGGCGUGCUGCUCAACUUUGAGGACGGUGAGGGGAAGGUGUGGAGGUUCCGGUACUCGUAUUGGAACAGCAGCCAGAGCUACGUGCUCACAAAGGGCUGGAGUCGCUUCGUCCGGGAGAAGGGCCUCGCUGCCGGCGACUCCAUCAUCUUCUCGUGCUCGGCGUACGGCCAGGAGAAGCAGCUCUUCAUCGACUGCAAGAAGAAUACGACCGUCAACAGCGGCAAAUCGGCGUCGCCGCUGCCAGUGGUGGAGACUGCCAAAGGAGAACAAGUCCGCGUCGUUAGGCUGUUCGGUGUCGACAUCGCCGGAGUGAAGAGGGGGCGAGCGGCGACGGCGGAGCAAGGCCCGCCGGAGUUGCUCAAGAGGCAAUGCGUUCCACUUCCACACGGUCAGCGCUCUCCUGCCCUAGGUGCUUUCGUCUUAUAGCAUCUGCACAUACAGCUCUAUAUAUUUAUACUUUUCCUCCCUUUUCUUCUUGUUGUUAAAUGAUAUAUGCUGAUCCUGUUCGUGGAUUAGAUAAAUUCUCUGUAGAACUCUAUUGCAAGCCGGAUUGCAAAUUGAGUUGUAUUAAUAUGUAAUUAUGUGUGUGUGCACAACUAGGAAUUCUAGCUAGAGAGGUCACAAUGACCCGACGAUGUUGGUUGCACAUCUAUGUAUGUACUAUCAUUUUGGCGCAUCAAAAAGUUCCAUUCUGCCUUCUCAUCAAGAGAUGUGUUUGUGUAUGUUUCAAUGAAAAUUUGU
Messenger RNA from Triticum aestivum (bread wheat), 1507 nucleotides. RefSeq names its product AP2/ERF and B3 domain-containing protein Os01g0141000. The coding region runs from base 137 to 1192 and encodes 351 amino acids. The transcript has a single exon. Gene Ontology annotation, molecular function: DNA binding; DNA-binding transcription factor activity. Gene Ontology annotation, biological process: regulation of DNA-templated transcription. NCBI's taxonomy places the organism in Eukaryota, Viridiplantae, Streptophyta, Magnoliopsida, Poales, Poaceae. The record is from RefSeq and is a predicted model, not a curated record.